GAAAAUUUAAAGUUGGGAAAGUUUUUAGUUGAAGGGAAGUCUAAUAAUCACCGUUUUUAUUUUUCUUAUCUAAAAUUAGACUCAGAGAUUUCUCAAUUCUCAGCCGAUUUUGGAAUCGCAAGGGCUUGAUUUUAUUGCAGAGGAGAAAGCUUGUGAUACCUGAUCAUUACAGAGAAUUCGAAUAAUCGGAAUCUAUGGCAUCUCGAAGGCGGAUGCUUCUGAAGGUCAUAAUCCUCGGUGACAGCGGGGUCGGCAAGACGUCUCUGAUGAAUCAAUAUGUAAAUCGUAAGUUCAGUAAUCAGUACAAGGCAACAAUUGGAGCUGAUUUUCUGACAAAAGAAGUCCAAUUCGAAGAUAGGCUUUUCACAUUGCAGAUAUGGGAUACAGCUGGGCAGGAGAGGUUCCAAAGCCUAGGUGUUGCUUUCUAUCGUGGUGCAGACUGCUGUGUUCUUGUGUAUGAUGUGAAUGUGAUGAAAUCAUUCGAGCACCUUGACAACUGGAGAGAAGAAUUUUUGAUUCAGGCCAGCCCAUCAGACCCUGAAAACUUCCCAUUUGUUGUGUUGGGGAACAAAAUAGAUGUUGAUGGUGGCAACAGCCGAGUGGUAUCCGAGAAGAAGGCAAGGGCAUGGUGUGCUUCCAAGGGGGACAUUCCCUACUUUGAGACUUCUGCAAAAGAAGGUAUUAAUGUUGAAGCUGCUUUUCAGUGUAUAGCCAAGAAUGCUCUGAAGAAUGAACCUGAAGAAGAAAUAUACCUUCCUGACACCAUUGAUGUGGCGAGUGGAGGACGGCAGCAAAGAUCAUCUGGCUGUGAAUGUUAAGAUGAAUUGUGGUAGGGGCAAUUUGGGUUUGUUUCAGAAUUGGAAGGAUACUGCUAUUUUCUCCCCCAUUCGUUAAUGCAGAAAUAAUUCAGGGAAGGUGCCCAAGGGUAUAUAUAUUUGUGUAAUACAAAGGGUGUUCAAAGGAGAGGGAAAACAGGUCUUAUCAUAAUUGUAUUAAUUGUUACCUGAACUCCUUUUUCAUGUACCUCUGCCUUCUCUGUAAAUGCAAUUUGUUGUAUGAAGACUGCUAUUUUCACAUCAUCA
Nelumbo nucifera (sacred lotus) is the source of this 1082-nucleotide messenger RNA. RefSeq names its product ras-related protein Rab7. NCBI's taxonomy places the organism in Eukaryota, Viridiplantae, Streptophyta, Magnoliopsida, Proteales, Nelumbonaceae. Gene Ontology annotation, molecular function: GTP binding; GTPase activity. The record is from RefSeq and is a predicted model, not a curated record. Gene Ontology annotation, cellular component: vacuolar membrane.